This is a messenger RNA of Aspergillus fijiensis CBS 313.89, 159 nucleotides long. RefSeq lists its product as uncharacterized. Gene Ontology annotation, molecular function: protein-N-terminal amino-acid acetyltransferase activity. The transcript has a single exon. Gene Ontology annotation, cellular component: NatC complex. Gene Ontology annotation, biological process: N-terminal peptidyl-methionine acetylation. The record is from RefSeq and is a predicted model, not a curated record. NCBI's taxonomy places the organism in Eukaryota, Fungi, Ascomycota, Eurotiomycetes, Eurotiales, Aspergillaceae. The annotation marks the transcript as partial.
CUAACAAAAACCCACCGCGAACAGAUCGUCCUCGAAACCGAAAUCACCAACACGGCCGCCAUCAAGCUCUACGAACGGCUAGGAUUCCUGCGCAGCAAGCGGCUCCAUCGGUAUUAUCUGAACGGGAACUCGGCUUAUCGGCUGGUGUUAUAUCUCAAG